Molecule: messenger RNA, 975 nt
Organism: Alternaria atra
Lineage: Eukaryota; Fungi; Ascomycota; Dothideomycetes; Pleosporales; Pleosporaceae
Exons: 1
Coding region: 1-975 (324 amino acids)
Molecular function (GO): nucleic acid binding
Source: RefSeq, a predicted model, not a curated record
AUGGCGCCACACCUCGCUACCUCGCAGCACCACCUCGUUCGCGAUAUGAUCCUCGAUGGGAUGCUCACAGCUGCUCAGAUAGCCACAGUGGCUGACUGCAGCAAGCGCUCGGUUAAAGCAAUAAGAUCUAACCUCCGCCACUUCCACUCUACAAUGGCUCCUGCGAACGGGGGCGGGAGACGACGAUCGAUCACGCCACCGAUGCUAGACGCGCUUAGCGAACACCUGCUCGAGAAGCCAGGCCUAUACCAGGAGGAGAUGGCACUCUUCCUGUGGGACGAGUUCAGCGUUCUCGUCUCUACACACAGCAUCAGUAGAACCUUAAGGGCGGUAGGAUGGUCGAAGAAGGUUGCUCGGCAGAUUGCGAGAGAGCAGAACGCAGACUUGCGAGACUUUUACCCCUACAACCUGACACAGUUCCAGUCGUACCACCUUGUCUUCAUUGAUGAGUCUGGCUACGACAAACGUAUUGGAUUUAGACGCACGGGAUGGUCUCCUCUUGGCGUAGCACCUGUGCAGGUGGCCAAAUUCCAUCACGACCGGCGCUAUCAGAUCCUGCCGGCGUACACUCAGGAUGGGAUCUUGCUCUCGCAAGUGUUUCAAGGCUCAACAGACAGCGCUGUGUUCGAGGACUAUAUAGAGCAACUGCUCCCCCAUUGUGGUAGGUGGCCAGAACCAAAGUCUGUGCUUGUGAUGGACAAUGCAUCGUUCCACCACACGGAGCGACUCGAGCAGAUGUGCUGCGACGCUGGCGUCAAGCUGAUGUACCUGCCGCCAUACUCACCAGACCUGAACCCGAUCGAAGAGUUCUUUGCCGAGCUGAAGGCGUUCAAGAAGAACUGGCGUGCCUUUGAAGACGCGCCGGAGCAAGGCUUUGAUGCUUUUUUGGAAUGGUGUAUAGACGUGGUGGGCGGAAAGCAAGACAGCGCCAAAGGCCACUUUAGGCACGCGGGAAUCGCGGUUGAGGAGUUCUGA